Molecule: messenger RNA, 2510 nt
Organism: Pygocentrus nattereri (red-bellied piranha)
Lineage: Eukaryota; Metazoa; Chordata; Actinopteri; Characiformes; Serrasalmidae
Gene: dok1a
Product: docking protein 1a
Exons: 5
Coding region: 306-1766 (486 amino acids)
Biological process (GO): cell surface receptor protein tyrosine kinase signaling pathway; positive regulation of MAPK cascade
Cellular component (GO): cytoplasm
Source: RefSeq, a predicted model, not a curated record
UCUCAUGGAUACUUUGAGUCAUACACCUCAAAAUGUGCACAGUCAAGCCCUCUAUGAUGUAACAAUGAUGUCAAUUGUACAAUGACGUAAUUUCACUAGGCAGAGAGUUCAAAUAUGAACUGCUGAUAGGUUCUGGGUUGGGCAGAAAAAGGCAGUGGUUGAAGGAGCUCAACUUUCAGGUGGAGUCAGCGUUCACAUUCACAAGCUUCAGUGCUGUAUACAGGACUUUAGGAGUUUCUUUAUAUGACUGUAAAAACUCUGCAGUCGGCAAUCUUUCAGAUCAUCUGAGCUCAGCUCAAAUAGGAAUGGAUACUCUUGUGAAGCGAGGAGAAGUUUAUUUACAACACCAGAAACAUUCCGAGAAGUGGAAGCGGUACUGGCUGAAUCUUUAUCCGGGUAGCCGGAAUGGCGUGGCACGACUGGAACUGACAGAAACAAGUUCAGAUCGGUCACCAGUGAUGGUCAGAAGGCAGCCUGAACGCAAAGUGGUAAGGUUGUCAGACUGCAUCAGCGUGGUUAGACUCCCCCCGCAUGCAGAGGCCCACCCUGGGGACAACAUGGCUGCCUUCUGCGUAGAGACGGAUGAGAAGAGACUGGUGUUCGCAGUAGAGAAAGAGGGAUGUGGAGAGUGGGUGGAGAAAAUCUGUGAUAUUGCCUUUCAGAAAGGCAGCAUUGAUGUUCCGAAGCAGCUUCCACAGAUGUCGGAGAAUCAGAUCUAUGGUUCUAGAGAAGAAGUAUUUGAGUUUUGGGUGACUGUGCAGCAAUCUGAGGUAUCGGCACGAUGCAGUCUGAAGGGAGCGUAUUGGCUGCAGGCAGGGGAGGAUGCGCUGAUACUCAAGGACAAGGAGAGCAGGCAGAGCAUAAUGGAGUGGCCAUACAAGCUACUGCGUCGCUACGGACGAGACAAGACAAUGUUCUUAAUCGAGGCAGGCAGACGUUGCUAUUCUGGUCCUGGCACCUUUAACUUUGAGACCAAGCAAAGUGACGAGAUUCUCCGCCUGGUGGAGCUGGCCAUUCACCAGCAGAAGAGCCUGGGCGUCUCUACAGGUAGCUGCUCUCCUCGCUCCCCUUGCUCUCCCUUGCCCAGACGACCCAUCAGUGCAUCCCUGCUGGAUCCUCAGACCUGCAGUUCUGACUUCAGUGUAAAUUGCGUGCAGUUCAGUCAAGCUAGUGCUCUCAGUUCUGGUCCUGUUAGCCCGGCUGAGUCUGCAUCUCUCAAACCUACUACUUACAGACAUCCUGGCGAAUCCACCAGUUUGCCUGAACCUGUGUAUUCAACUCCUGUUGAUUUUAUUGGUUUAUACAAGGGUGAUGACAUUAGAUUCCAGCAGACUGUUAAAAACGGCAAGCCUAGCCAUCACCACAGCAAUUAUUCAGAGCCAGAGUAUGCAGACCCUGUUGAUGUCAUCCGGCCCAACCCGAUUGCUCAAACACAUUUUAAUCCUGCUGACACAGUCAAAAUCUCCGUCACCACGGCAACAUCUCCCCAUCACAGUCAGCCUGAACCAGUGUACUCUGAGGUGUGUCAUGUCACACGAAACCAAGCACAGGAACAAGGUGCCCUCUAUCAACACAAGGAAGAACCUAUCUACAGUUUACCAAUCAUUGCUUCUACAACAGAAAGCAAGCAGGACACAGAUAAGAUGGACAAGAACACAGUAAUUUACAGUAAAGUAAACAAAGCAGGAAAAUCCACAAAGCCUCAAGACAAGAGCACUACUCACAGAGCGCAUGAUGUAAUCUCUGAAAACCUUGGACUGAUUUAAAAAGAACUGUAAGACAUUCCUAUUGAUUUUUAAGGACUUUUAUAAAGGCUUUGUGUUAUUAGUCGCAUAAAUAUGAAAGAUUGUGAAAGACUGCCAAACAGGGUCCUGACUAUUCAAAUACUACCAAAUAAUUUUAAUAACAUGGAGCAGAAAAAGCAAUAUAACAUGUACAUACACUUUUCCUGAUUUGGACUACAUUUAUUAGUUUAUUAUUAGUUUUGGUUAUUAAUCUAACAACUAUAGUAUUCUGUGUGUAAGUCUAAUAAGACUCAAGGACAAAGCUCUAAUGCCACCAAGUGGUAAUGGCUUUAAAGAGCUGCAUAGACAUUUAAAGAGCUUUCACUGUCAUUUGUCUUGCAAAAUACUCAGAUUUUCUUUGUGGGUGUGGCAGUUAAAGGACUUUCCCUUGAUUAUUCAAAAUGUCUGCACAUUUCAGUCACUGAGAUGUAAAUAGUCACGUAGUGGUUUGAUGCGAAAUGGUUUACUGUGAGAAACUUACCAAUUUAUUUACAGCGGUGAAGGCACUUUCCGUGAGUUCAUUUUAGGCCUUGAAAGUCUUCAAAACAAAGCAUUUUUUGACAAAGUAUUGAUCAAAGUAUAUGCUUAAUCUUCAGAAAAUGUUAUUUUUUCAAUUUAGGCUGUCAAACCAGAGACUAUAUGACCUAUUUCUUUCCUAAAUGUACAGCAUUUUUUGUAACCCUUUUGUAAAAGUUUUUAGGUUGAUGUAUAAAUGGCAUUUAAACA